Messenger RNA from Maniola jurtina (meadow brown), 2313 nucleotides. RefSeq names its product 4-coumarate--CoA ligase 1-like. The record is from RefSeq and is a predicted model, not a curated record. The transcript is spliced from 8 exons. Bases 252 to 1928 code for a protein of 558 amino acids. Gene Ontology annotation, molecular function: long-chain fatty acid-CoA ligase activity. Gene Ontology annotation, cellular component: mitochondrion. Lineage: Eukaryota; Metazoa; Arthropoda; Insecta; Lepidoptera; Nymphalidae. Gene Ontology annotation, biological process: long-chain fatty acid metabolic process; fatty-acyl-CoA biosynthetic process.
AGCCAUUCUUCACAAUCAUACGUUAGGUACGAACUUACGAACGAACAGAAAAAAAUAAACUAAAAAGUGUAUCUAGGCUCCGAUAUAAUAUAUUGACAAUCAAAAAGUGUACAACGGUAACCAAUUUGAAUAAAUGAUUUGAAUUUGAAUUCAUUAUCAUUUGUGCUACCUACAUAUCCGUUUAUUUACUAUCACCAAUUAUCAUAUUACGGCUUUAUUUAGUUCAGUAGUUGUUGGCUGAUAACAGAGUCAUGUUGUUAACAAGAGUGCUGAGUAAAGUGAUUGAGAAGAGAGUGUUUUCCAUUAAAAUGAAACACAUUUGGACUGUGGAUAAGAUUGUGAGAUCGCCCUUUGAUGAUAUAGUUGUUCCUGAAGUUACGAUUACUGAAUAUAUGUGGAAGAAUCUGGAUAGGUGGUCCGAUAAAACUGCAUUGGUUUGUGGAGUUACUGAUAGGAAGUACAGCUACUUACAAUUAUACAAACAGUCUCAAAUAUUUGGGGCGAGUUUAAGAAAAAAAUUCAAAAUCAGAGAUGGAGAUGUCGUGUGCAUGAUGUUACCGAAUUCACCAGAAUUUCCGAUUGUCAUGUUAGGGAUACUCACUGCUGGGGGAAUUGUUGCUACAAUAAACCCAGUGUACACUGCUUAUGAAACUCAAAAACAAAUCAUAUCAUCCGAUGCGAAAUUAAUUAUUACUGAUGCAGGAAAUAUAGUAACAGUAAAAGAAGCUUUAAAGCAGAGUAAGUUAAAUUUACCAGUUAUAGCUAUCGAUAUCGAGAAAGAUCGCCCUGAGGAAACUGUUUCCUUUAAGGAACUUAUUAAUGACACUCAUUUGGAUAAAGAUGUUUUGAAAGAGGUUAAAAGAUCAGCUCAAGAUGUAUCCCUUUUGCUGUUCUCGAGUGGUACAACAGGACUUCCCAAAGCUGUUGAAUUGACGCACAGAAAUAUUGUUGCUAACUGCGAACAACAAAAUGAAAAGCAGAUCCAAAAGUGUAAUGAUACUACUGCAACAAAUCAAGACAUAGCCCUGGCUUACCUACCAAUGUUUCAUUCUUAUGGCAUAUCAGUAGUCACUCUACAUAAGCUGACAGCUGGUCUGAAACUAGUGACUCUUCCAAAAUUCCAACCAGAUACGUUUGUGAAUGCAUUGAAAAUACACAAAAUUUCUACAAUGUUCUUGGCUCCUCCCACAGUACUAUUCCUAGCGUCUAACCCUGAAGUGAAUGCGAAGCACUUUCAGAAGCUGCAAUAUGUUAUAGUGGGAGCAGCGCCUUUACCUCUAGCUGAUGCCGAGAGAUUUAUGAGUAAAGUGGACCACGAAAUGCACUUUAACCAAGGCUACGGCAUGACAGAAGCCUCACCCUUGGUGACAAUAACACCUAACAACUCUAAGAAUUACAGUGCAGUUGGCGUCGCUAUACCAAACUGCGAACUAAGAAUAGUCGACAGCAAUAUGAACAUAAUGGGUCCUAAUGAGUUGGGAGAGUUACUGAUCAAAGGACCGAACGUGAUGAAAGGUUAUAAAAAUAAUCCAAAGGCAAAUGCAGAUGUGUUUGUUGAUGGCUGGAUGAGGAGUGGUGAUUUAGCGAAGAUAGAUGAAGAUGGAUUUGUCACUGUAGCGGAUAGAUUGAAGGAACUAAUAAAGGUCAACGCAUACCAAGUUCCACCAGCGGAAUUAGAAGGCAUUAUCAGAGAACAUCCGUCAGUAUUCGAUGCAGCAGUAGUCGGGAUACCAGAUGAGAAGACAGGGGAAAAGCCUAAAGCUUUUGUAGUACUAAAUAAUGGUGCUAAAAUUAGUAACAAGGAUAUUAUGGAAUAUGUUAACGAGAGAGUGGCACCAUAUAAAAGGUUAAAAGAAGUUCAAUUCUUGGAUCUCAUACCGAAGAAUGCUUCUGGGAAAAUUCUGAGAAGAGUUCUCGCGGGACAGUAAAUUAAGAGUUAUAAAUAUAUUGGGUAAUAAGUUUUGUAACUGUUUUUAGAUAAGGCUACUGUUUUUUUUUAUUAUGACAAAAGGACAAGGUUAUAAACGUUUACAAAAACAGUUAGAUGUUUUAUUCAAAAACCACUCAAUUAUAAUCAAAUAUUAAUUGUAUUACGUUUUAAGGAAUUCGUCCUAAAGGUUUAAGGUAAAGGAUUUAAAGUAUGGGUUCCUUAGUGCGUUUGAACGCGGCGCAUACCGCAGUGCGUUUGUAUACAACAAAGUUGUAAGAACCCUGUAAUAUUUCAAUAGUAUUAAACAUUGCGAUGCGUUUAUACGCACCGUGGGACCUCUUUGUUGUAAGUUGUAAAAAAUACAAUAUAUUAUAUAAAGUCAA